ACACUGCUGCAUUUAUCCCCUGGAGAGGACGGGAGAGAUAUGGAGCCAUAUACACGUGAAAAGGAAAAAAAGUUCAUUUCAUCAAUGAUUUCAUUAUUACUCUGAGGCAGUAGUAAUUUAGAUUAAAAUGUCGUUCGUGUCAGAUAUUUAAGCUACAGAAUGUCGGAAUCUGCGGAAGUUGGUUGUCUCUCGGCUGUAGAGUUUGUUCGUCGCUUAUUGCUCGAGUCUUCUAAUUUAACAAGACAUAAAAAAUGAUUACAAUGAACAAACCAAUUCUUGCUAUUUUAAUCAUAGCCUUAAUUAAUAUUACUGCCUCGGCAGUAAUAAACUUCGAUUCUCAUGCAAAGAUAUUGGACAUAAAUGUAAUUGUAAGAAGACGAAGGCUCAUUUGUGAGGACAAUGAAGAAAGUUUAAAUCUAUCAGACAAUAAAUUAACGAAAAUAAAAACAGGAUUUAUUAACAGUUCGGCAAUACGAUCGAUUUUAUUAAACAAUAAUGAAAUUCAGGAAAUACCUAAUGGGGUGUUCGAUCAUGUUCCAAAUUUGGAAUGCUUGGAUCUAAGGAAUAAUCAAAUACCAACAUCACAACUCUUGAAUUUGAAACACGAUGGUUUAAGAACCCUGAUAUUUGAUGACCAAAAACCCGCGAAAUCGAACAUUUCGAUGAACGAUGUAUUGUUUAAUACGUCACAGGUGAGUUUGCCAAAUGUGGAAACAUUAUCUUUGAAAGGGAUUCAUUACGAUCAUUUUGGGCUCUAUUCGAAUUUAUUUCCAUCGCUGUAUACGAUUUUCUUUAUUAAUAAUUAUCUGCAGUACAUAAAUCCCGAUUUGGUAAAAUAUUUCAGCCAUCACUUGAGAAGUAUUCAUUUCGAACAAAACGAUUUAAGAAAUGUACAUUUAAAUGAUUUGAGAAACGUAGAAGAGCUGUAUUUUGACAAUAAUCCAUUAGAAAGCCUCCAGAUUGAUACUCACCACAAUUUGAAAAUUCUUUCUUUGGCGAAUUGUGAUCUGGGUGGAGAAUGGUAUUUAUCUUUAUUUAAUAUAGAGACUUUAGAUUUAUCAGGAAAUCGAAUGGAUGAAUCUAUUACCACUGAAAAGUUUUCCGAGGUUUUAAAUUUAGAAAAUUUGUCCUUAAGUCGUAACAAAUUUACGACUAUUCCACAUUUGGACAACUUGCCUCGACUGCAAAAAUUAUCGCUCAGUUACAAUAUGAUCGAAACGAUCAGUGACGUGAUACAUGCAGGCUCUUUAAAAACGUUAGACCUGCAAGGGAAUCGUAUAAACGAUAUCCAUCCGGGUGCUUUCUGGGGUGUUCCGAUGCUCGAAGAAUUAGAUUUGUCGCACAACCAAUUGUAUAUUUUGGAUUAUCGUUGGGGUGAAAAUCUGAAUAUGCUUCGUUCUUUAAAUUUAAAAUCAAACCUGUUCGAAACUAUGUCCCAUAUGGGUAUUCGCUCGUUCAGCAAUGUUACGGAUGUAUAUGUAGGAAACAACUAUUUUCAAACGAUACACAAUUCUGACAUUCUAGAUUUACCCAAUAAUUAUACCAUAUAUAUGUCAACUUCAUGGUCGACGGGGUUGCUGAUACUUGCCUUCAGCGCGCAGAUGCUGUGCAACCACGACAAUAAUGAUCUUCCAAUAAUUGUUUCCAGAUACCCUCCUAACCAUCCUAGGAACAAGUAUCCGCAUCAUCAUUCUGGUAAUGACGACAACGCCAUCGCGGGGAACAAGCCAUCAUCUUCAGCAAAGGUGGAUCCUCCGGUUCCGAAUGGCAUUCCUAAUCCUUACCCUGUCCAUAAAGUCACGUCGUCAGUUCCAUACGAACCUCCCAUUAAAAAUCAAAAGACCAUUCAAGUGCACUGUCCACCGGCUGCGGUCCUGAAUUUCGCUCGGGUAGGGCUGAGGAGGAUCGGCGACGCGUUCAUCGAGAGUUCAGAAACGAAGGAGCUCUACCUGGACAGUAACGAGAUCGCUGAGAUCUCCAGCACGGCGUUCUCCUCGUUGAAUCAAUUGGAAGUUCUCAGUUUAUCGAACAACAACAUCCCAACCGAAAAGCUGUUAUGGUUCGCCAAACACUACAUGCUGCGGAAGUUGGUUCUGGACGACAACAGAUACAACGAUACCACCUCCUCCAGUAUCCAGAAGAUAUUUCAAUCGCUGCCGAAGCUAGAAGAAUUGUCUUUGAAGAGGGACGGCAUUUCGCGUUUCGCCGUCAAUUUGAACAGUUUCGCACCUAGGCUGAAGUAUCUCCAACUUUCGGGGAACAGCAUCGACGAGCUGGAUUUUCUGGACGAUCUACCAGCAACUAUGACCUAUCUUCACCUGGACGACAACCAGAUCACCAAGGUAAGGAGCGUCGCUCUGAAACACCUCGUGGAGCUGUCCGUGAGCGGUAAUCAGAUCGAGCAACUCUGCUCCGAUCAGUGUUCCGAUUCCUACCUAUCGUUGAAUGGCUUGGAGAGAUUGCAAAGGUUGGACGCUUCUCGGAACAGCAUCAAAGCGUUGACGGACAACCCGUUCUCCGACACGAAAGAACUGAUUUCCUUGGACUUGUCUCGCAACAAGAUCAAGACCUUUCCGGUUGACAUAUUCAAACCGUCGCCGAAGCUCGAGGAGCUUUUCUUGAGUCACAAUCAGUUCCCAUCGGUACCGAACAUCUGCUCGUUGAAUUAUCUGAGGCAACUGGACUUGAGCUACAACAACAUAGGUGUCGUCGCCAAGAACGACUUGUGCGGCGGGUCGAAUCAUCAAUUGCAUACUUUGCUUUUGAGAGGGAACCAUAUCACCGAGGUGGACACCGAGAUUUACACGCAACUGAAGUACUUGAAGAAACUCGAUCUGUCGGACAAUCUAAUCCUUCACCUUCCGGUGACUCUGAUCCAUAGGGCUAGGUCCUUGCAAACUCUUCUGCUGAGGAACAACAACAUCGAGAACAUCGACGAGCUGUUCAAUACCCACUCGAGCACCUUGCAGGAUCUACAUCUUCAGGGGAAUCCGAUCUCCGUUGUCAAAUAUUCGGUUAGGUCAAACACUGUGGUACAUUUGAAGGACGUGCCGCGAGAGACGAAGGAGGAACCGGAGGAUCUGACGAGCAACGAAAUCGACGACAAAGAUUAUUCGUCCAACGAAUCUUUCUAGCUUUAGAAAGAUCGAAUGAACGUUAUUCGAGAGUACUUGGACUAAUUACCAAGUGAAGAAUAGAAGAAUAAACGAGGGAUUGUUGGAGUGUCGUCUAACUUUCAAUACUAACAAUUAGAGUAGCAAUGUUAAUGAAAUACUAAUAGAUAUAAUACUAUAGUAGAAUAUUGUAACACUAACAUUAUUUUCUUUUUUUUCUAUAAGUAUAUUUGUGGA
Molecule: messenger RNA, 3350 nt
Organism: Osmia lignaria (orchard mason bee)
Lineage: Eukaryota; Metazoa; Arthropoda; Insecta; Hymenoptera; Megachilidae
Molecular function (GO): protein binding
Source: RefSeq, a predicted model, not a curated record